AUGUUUGGUAAAGUGUUUGUAAGUUACGUCAGGACAAGAAUCGGGUUUAAGCCAUUAAGCACGAUAUACGCGCCCGUUUCUUCCUCUUCCUCCUCCUCCUCUUCUUCUUCGUCGCACGGCUUCGACAAAGAGGCGUACUUUCCGUAUAAAAAAUGGCAGGAGUUGGAUAUGCACCAAAAGCAAGAAUUCAUCCAGCGGUUCGUCAAGAACUACAGACACCAAUACCCAAGCUCCAAGACCAACGUAUCGUUGAAGGGACUGAUCAUCGGCAUGGAUGAGCACAACGAUUCGCCGUCCGUGUUCGGCAUUUUUUACAACGAUAUUUGGAAAUCGUUCAAAAACGAGCCAGAAAAAGCCGGUGGUAGUCUUAUCCCCAUGAAAUCGGGUAAUAGAUUCAGCCAUCCUAGCUUCAGACAGUUGUUGAUACAAAAAUAG
Molecule: messenger RNA, 435 nt
Organism: Saccharomyces eubayanus
Lineage: Eukaryota; Fungi; Ascomycota; Saccharomycetes; Saccharomycetales; Saccharomycetaceae
Gene: MLO1
Product: Mlo1p
Exons: 1
Coding region: 1-435 (144 amino acids)
Source: RefSeq, a predicted model, not a curated record